AUGGGGAGAGCGGCCGCCGCAGGAAGAGGCGCUGGAGGGGCGCGCCGGUGGCUCCCUUGGCUGGGGCUCUGCUUCUGGGCGGCGGGGGCUGCGGCUGCCCGAGGAACCGACAAUGGUGAAGUCCUCCCUGAUUCCAUCCCAUCAGCUCCUGGAACGCUGCCUCAUUUCAUAGAGGAGCCAGACGAUGCUUAUAUCAUCAAGAGCAACCCCAUUGCACUGAGGUGCAAAGCAAGGCCAGCCAUGCAGAUAUUCUUCAAAUGCAAUGGCGAGUGGGUCCAUCAGAAUGAGCAUGUCUCUGAGGAGAGUCUGGAUGAGAGUUCAGGCUUGAAGGUCCGGGAGGUGUUUAUCAACGUCACCAGGCAGCAGGUGGAGGACUUCCAUGGGCCCGAGGACUACUGGUGCCAGUGUGUGGCGUGGAGCCACCUGGGGACCUCCAAGAGCAGGAAGGCCUCCGUGCGCAUUGCCUAUUUACGGAAAAACUUUGAGCAAGACCCGCAGGGAAGGGAGGUACCCAUCGAAGGCAUGAUUGUGCUACACUGCCGGCCGCCUGAGGGAGUUCCUGCUGCGGAGGUGGAAUGGCUGAAAAAUGAGGAGCCCAUAGACUCUGAACAAGAUGAGCACAUCGACACCAGGGCGGACCACAACCUCAUCAUCCGGCAGGCGCGGCUCUCAGACUCCGGGAAUUACACUUGCAUGGCGGCCAACAUCGUAGCCAAGAGGAGGAGCCUGUCAGCCACAGUGGUGGUUUAUGUGAAUGGAGGCUGGUCUUCCUGGACAGAGUGGUCAGCCUGCAAUGUUCCCUGUGGGAGAGGAUGGCAGAAACGUUCCCGGACCUGCACCAACCCAGCUCCUCUCAAUGGUGGAGCCUUUUGUGAGGGAAUGUCAGUGCAGAAAAUAACCUGCACUGCUCUCUGUCCUGUGGACGGGAGCUGGGAAGUGUGGAGUGAGUGGUCGGUCUGCAGCCCAGAGUGUGAGCAUCUGCGGAUCCGAGAAUGCACAGCCCCUGCCCCGAGAAAUGGGGGCAAAUUCUGUGAAGGUCUAAGCCAGGAAUCCGAGAACUGCACAGACGGCCUUUGCAUCCUAGAUAAAAAACCUCUUCAUGAAAUAAAACCCCAAAGCAUCGAGAAUGCCAGUGACAUCGCUUUGUACUCAGGCUUGGGUGCCGCGGUUGUGGCCGUUGCAGUCCUGGUUAUCGGCAUCACCCUGUACAGACGCAGCCAGAGUGACUAUGGUGUGGACGUCAUCGACUCUUCUGCAUUGACAGGUGGCUUCCAGACCUUCAACUUCAAAACAGUCCGUCAAGGUAACUCCCUGCUCUUGAACCCCUCCAUGCAGCCAGACCUCACAGUGAGCCGAACGUACAGUGGGCCCAUCUGUCUCCAGGACCCCCUGGACAAAGAGCUCAUGACGGAGUCCUCACUCUUUAACCCUUUGUCGGACAUCAAAGUCAAAGUGCAGAGCUCUUUCAUGGUCUCCCUGGGAGUGUCCGAGCGAGCCGAGUACCACGGCAAGAAUCAUUCCGGGACUUUCCCCCACGGAAACAACCGCAGCUUCACGACAGUGCAUGCCAGAAAUAAGACGCCCUACAUCCAGAACCUGUCAUCACUCCCUACACGGACCGAGCUGAGGACCACGGGUGUCUUUGGCCAUUUGGGAGGACGCUUAGUAAUGCCAAAUACAGGGGUGAGUUUACUGAUACCACACGGUGCCAUCCCAGAGGAGAAUUCCUGGGAAAUUUACAUGUCUAUCAACCAAGGUGAACCCAGCCUCCAGUCAGAUGGAUCCGAGGUGCUCCUGAGCCCAGAAGUCACCUGUGGUCCCCCUGACAUGAUCGUCACCACUCCCUUCGCCCUGACCAUCCCACACUGUGCAGAUGUCAGCUCUGAGCACUGGAACAUCCAUUUAAAGAAGAGGACCCAGCAGGGCAAGUGGGAGGAAGUGAUGUCGGUGGAGGAUGAAUCCACAUCUUGCUACUGCCUGUUGGACCCUUUUGCAUGUCACGUGCUCCUAGACAGCUUUGGGACAUACGCCCUCACCGGGGAACCCAUCACAGACUGUGCCGUGAAGCAGCUCAAGGUGGCAGUUUUUGGCUGCUUGUCCUGUAACUCUCUGGACUACAACUUGAGGGUCUACUGUGUGGACAACACCCCUUGGGCAUUUCAGGAAGUGGUUUCGGAUGAAAGGCAUCAAGGUGGACAACUCCUGGAAGAACCAAAGUUGCUGCAUUUCAAAGGGAAUACUUUCAGUCUUCAGAUCUCUGUCCUUGAUAUCCCCCCAUUCCUCUGGAGAAUUAAACCAUUCACUGCAUGCCAGGAAGUCCCAUUCUCCCGCGUGUGGUGCAGUAACCGGCAGCCCCUGCACUGUGCCUUCUCCCUGGAGCGCUACACGCCCACCACCACCCAGCUGUCCUGCAAAAUCUGCAUCCGGCAGCUCAAAGGCCAUGAACAGAUCCUCCAAGUGCAGACGUCAAUCCUCGAGAGUGAAAGAGAGACCAUCACUUUCUUUGCACAAGAGGACAGCACUUUUCCUGCACAGACUGGCCCCAAAGCCUUCAAAAUCCCCUACUCCAUCAGACAGCGGAUUUGUGCUACGUUUGACACCCCCAAUGCCAAAGGCAAGGAUUGGCAGAUGUUAGCACAGAAAAACAGCAUCAACAGGAAUUUGUCUUAUUUUGCUACACAAAGUAGCCCGUCUGCUGUCAUUUUGAACCUGUGGGAAGCUCGUCAUCAGCACGAUGGUGACCUUGACUCCCUGGCCUGUGCCCUUGAAGAGAUUGGAAGGACACACACGAAACUCUCGAACAUUGCGGAAUCCCAGCUUGAUGAAGCCGACUUCAACUACAGCAGGCAAAACGGACUCUAG
Molecule: messenger RNA, 2862 nt
Organism: Budorcas taxicolor (takin)
Lineage: Eukaryota; Metazoa; Chordata; Mammalia; Artiodactyla; Bovidae
Gene: UNC5D
Product: unc-5 netrin receptor D
Exons: 17
Coding region: 1-2862 (953 amino acids)
Biological process (GO): netrin-activated signaling pathway
Cellular component (GO): membrane
Molecular function (GO): netrin receptor activity; protein binding
Source: RefSeq, a predicted model, not a curated record